AUAAUGAUUGACACAAGUGUCAUGGCCGAAUCCCAGUGAUAGACUAGAAGAGGAAAAGACGGGAUACAAAAUAGAGUUACAGGGGAUUUGCUCCUGUAGGACUGACAAGGGGCUAUGAAUAAUCCAGACCUAGAGAACAACAACAAUAAUGAUGGACGGCGUAAUAACAACCAGGGAAGAGGGCCACAGAAUCCAUUGGUGAAUGUGCGUGACAGACUGUUCCAUGCCCUGUUCUACAGAAUAGCACUGACUUAUGCCAGAACUUUCCCUAAACCUGUCAGAAGAAUUCUGGAAUUUGCUGUACUUUUGAAGGCUUUGUGUGUUCUGGCCAUUUUGGCAUACAUCCACAUUGUAUUUGCACGGACACCCAUCAACUGUUUGUCAAGCAUUCAGAAGACUUGGCCCAGACAUGGGAUCCUGAGAGUCGAAAUUGUACAAAAUGCAUCAGAGAACUACAGUCUUGUCAACUCCUAUGAAAAAGAGUACUCAGAUUUCAGUUUACAUUUGUUUAAUGACCAUGCUGAGGAAGAACAAGAAACAGGGGAUGAUGAAACCGUUGAACCAAGAACAGAAGACAUCUUCCCCAGUAAUGGACAAUAUACAAAUUCUUCAGGAGGAAAUGAGACUAUAGUAGAAAUCAUUGAUACAGCAGAGGUAAAUAAAGAGUCGGUUCCUGUAGUGGUUCCUGUAGUGGAUCCUGGUGGAGAUGAGGAAAGGAAUGUGGAGAUUGAGGCAGAGAAUCCUGAUGUGGAUGGGGAGAAUCAAGAAGGGAAUGUCACAAAGAUGAGUCAGAAUACCAAUACUGUUAGUGACACAGGCUAUGAAACCUUUACUGACUCCUACCCCCUAUCAGAAAUUGAAAUGCUGGCCAAAGUAGUGUGGCCAGAGGAGAAAUACAUUGUGGAAUAUGCACUGGAGUAUGGGUUCUUGAGGCUGUCUCCAAAAACAAGACAGAGACUAAAUAUAACAGUCAUGCUUGUCACAUUGGAUCCCAUAAAGGAUGAAUGUUUUGGUGACAGCAUCAGUCGGUUUUUACUGGACGAAUUCCUUGGGUAUGAUGAUAUACUGAUGUCCAGUAUAAAACAGUUGGCAGAGCAUGAAGAUAACAAAGGUUACCUGAGGAAUGUAGUAACGGGAGAACACUACCGAUUCGUCAGUAUGUGGAUGGCCAGGAGUUCUUACCUGGCUGCAGCCUUCAUCAUGUUAGUCUUUACAUUGUCAGUCUCAACUUUACUGAGAUAUUCUCAUCAUCAGAUUUUCAUCUUUAUAGUUGAUUUACUGCAAAUGUUGGAGAUGAAUGUCACUGUAGCUUUUCCAGCAGCUCCUCUUCUUACUGUAAUAUUAGCACUUGUCGGUAUGGAGGCCAUUAUGUCUGAAUUCUUUAACGACACGACCACUGCAUUUUACAUUAUCCUGAUAGUAUGGAUAGCUGAUCAGUACGAUGCUAUAUGUUGUCACACAGACAUCAGUAAACGACAUUGGUUAAGAUUCUUUUACCUUUACCAUUUUGCAUUUUAUGCCUACCACUACCGUUUUAAUGGACAGUACAGUGGCUUGGCACUAUUCACCUCCUGGCUGUUUAUACAGCACUCCAUGAUCUACUUUUUCCACCACUAUGAACUGCCAGCAAUUCUUCAGCAAGCACGGAUACAGCAAAUUGUUAACCAAAAUCAACAGCAGAAUAAUCCUGACCCUGCUCCCAAUGCCGGACAGACGGGGGAACAGGCUACACCAAAUGGACAGGUGCCAGCGCCUAAUGUAGAUGUUGGUCAGCCAUCACCACUUCCCACAGAGUCUAACGACUCUGUCGAUGCCAUGUAUCAGUCAGCCAAUCAGACGCCAGGACAGGAGCCUGUUGAUGCCAUGUAUCAGUCAGCCAAUCAGACGCCAGGACAGGAGCCUAGCAACAGUCUAUCAGAUAUGUCAACUGUACUUCCUUCAUCUGUAGGUAGCCUGUCAGCAGCAGGAAUUAAUUCAAACAAUUCAGAUGAUACGGGUCAGGUUUAUGCAAGCAACAGUUUAGAAAAUGAUAUAAAUAUAGGCAGUGAUAUAAAUCAGAGAUCUUUGGACAUAAAAAGUCCAUCUACCUUAUCAGGUGAAACAAAUGGUGCUCCAACUAAUGUUUAUACACACGACACGGGUGGUCGAGAAACAGACAGCAAGGCAAGGGAGACCACUGAUCCAAUAUCUCCACAACUAGAGGGAGAUAACCCACCUUCACUUCAACAAAAUUGUGAUAAUGGUAAAACUGGAAUUCCUACAUCAAAUUUAGAACAUAACGAUUCCAGUGUAGGCUCACAAAGAUUUAAUACAAACAAUUCUGCAGUGGAUGGAGGUGCCACAGGUUGAGCAAAACUAGUGUAAUGCUGAUGCUUCACUCUUUCAUUCAUGCCUUUUAUUUUAUUCAUUCAAGAUGCCUAUUUCUAUGAAAUCAAAUCUUGGUAAUACAGUCUUUCCAUGGAUUCUAUUAACAGCAGAGCUGUUGUAUUCUGUAUUUUUUUUUUUUUUUUUGUUAAAAUUCAAUUUUUGAAAUGAAAAACUUGACAUGUAUCUGCCAAAGAUUACACAGGAUGGGUUUGUAAGUAAGUGAUGGAUUUUUUAAUGAAUGGUUGUUAGUUAAUGAGUGUAAGUGUGCAGUUUAUGUCAGAAAAGAGUGAAAAUGUCAUUUUUUGACUGAAGAAGAAAAUGUUACUGUAUAUAUUUUCCUGGAGCUUUCAUUGAAUAUGAGUAUUAAACUGAAUCAAUUGCGAAUUUUGUAAUCAGUACAAUGAAUUUGAAUUUAAAACUUAAGUAAAGUCAUUUUGAAUUGAUAAUUUUGAGAAGGAUAAUACGCAAUGGAUCUUUUAAAUUUCUCAAAGCUUUUUUAUCUCAUUUGUAAUAGUUUCAUUGAAAUUGCCUGGUAGAUUCUGAAUCCAUUGUUCCAACAUUGAUGACCAUUACAACUGUAGAUCUAUUUCCUUGAAUUGAAUGUUUUGAAAGGUCACAGACAAAAAAUUUGUUCGAUCAUAUAAUGAGGAUUUAGGAGGGAAAUUUAUCUACAAUCACAUACAGAUGUAACCCUUGUUGUAUGUAGUAUACUAACGUAAAAGAUAACAUAUUGAAUAGAGAAACUGGUAUACACUGUGCAAUGGUCAUACACCCCAUCAAAGGGUUAACCACAGUAUUACAGGUAAUAUAUAAAUGUUUAAGAUACAGCUGCUAGUGAUGUACCCCAGCAAUCCUUUUCACUGGAUUAUGAUCUGUUGUUUGAAGUUUUAUUUACUCAUGGAUACUUGGUUUUAGUUUUUGAGGAGGUAUGCUACCUUACAAAUUAUCACUCUACUGUUUUAGAGUUAUCUUACAUGACGUUAAAAUUAACAUUUACAAUUCAGCUUAACCUGUCAUUGUGAAAACUUUUAACAUCAUCAGAAAAAAACUUAUCCUGUCAACAUUAUUGAUGUUGAUUUAUACAUCAAAUAUCUUUGGUAAAUUUUCUUCACAAAUUAUUUACUUUAAAACAACAAGGGGUGAUACAGUGUAUAACUAAUUUAAUGGAGAUGAGCUCUUUUGGAAAGAAAGCUAUAUCUUUAACUUACCACAGAAUAGCAGUAUUCCAGUACAUUGUUGACCUAUGUUAAGCACUAAAUACUUGAUUCCUUGUCCCAAGUUUUAACAUUGGAUUGUGAGGUCACCAGGUCCAAGUUUCAUAAAAACAACCUAAUUUUGUUUUCUCAGCUUCACUAACUCAUCUGCUGAAAGGCCAAAAGGCCUUAGUGGACUUUCAACAUGUUAGUAUUUUUUUAGCCUCAACUGUAGAGUGCAACACUGUCUUGUAUAAAGUAUGCAGAUAAUUCAGUUAUGAAAUCUAUAGAAAGAAGUUGUAUCGAUAAAUAAUUUGCUGAAACCAGAAUUAUUACCCAGAAUUAUUUAUUUGCCAUUAUUAACAUUCCUUUAGUAUUUUGUAUUGUUUUUGAAAUCACGAGUCCCAGUUACUCCAUAGGUUUCAUUAGUUGCUUCAGAUAGUUUCAUUGGCUUAUUUUAUUUUCAAAAUACACAUAUUAAUUUAUAAAUUUGUCUCUUGAAGAUGGGCGAAAGUUGUAGUUAAGGAAUUUGUUGUUAGUUACCAUAAGUGUUCAUGUAUGUAAUUCAAGUGCUGGAGACAUUUUAUAUCCAUUAUUAUGCAAAUGAUGUUACAUGUGUGAGAAUAGUGUGUAUGUAUGUUGUAUAUAUUAAAAAUGAGAAUACAUGAAGUAUUUGAAUGUGUGUUGUAAAGUCAGAAUGUAAUUGAUGUGAAUGUGUGUUGUGAAGUCAGAAUGUAACUGAUUUGAAUGUGUGUUGUAAAGUCAGAUGUAUGUGAAUUAAAAAGUCUAUGUAAAUAAUAUGCUCUUUACUGUUAAUUUAUAAACGGAUACAUUAAGACUUAGUUUGGUCAUGAAUUAAAUAGAUCAUGAUUUAGCUGGGGUAUGGCUGAACUUACUUGUGGUAAUAUAUGACAUUGGUUCAAUUUUUUUGUUCAACAGUCCAGCAGGAAUAAGCGAGUCAAAGUUUAUGUGUUGGUCCCCUGGGUAUAUUACAGGAUAAAAAUGGUUCAUCGAGUCAAACUUUUGUUUGGUCCCCUGGGUACAUUACAAUAUUAAUAUGGUACAGCAAGUCAAAGUUGUGUUAGGGCCCCAGGGUUUUUUGCAGGAUAAAUAUGGUUCAUCGAGUCAAACUUUUGUUUGGUCCCUUGGUAUAUAUUACAAUAUUAAUAUGGUACAGCAAGUCAAAGUUGUGUUAGGGCCCCAGGGUUUUUUACAGGAUAAAUAUGGUAAUUAUUUGGAAGAUUAACGAUGAAUGGUUGAUAAGGAGUAAUCUGAUUGUAUUACUGGUACUAGUUGAUGAUCAAACUAUCCUAUGUCUGAUGUGGUCAGAAAUGUUGUGCAGAAUUUUCUAGACUGUUAAGUGGAAGCCAAUAAUAUGCAAAAAAAACCCACAAAAAAUGCUUUGCUUUGUUAUCUAUUCUACUUUAGUGUAAUCAGGACAUUUCCAGUCUAGUUCUGUUGAAAAAGUAACAAAUAUGUAGUAAGAUAAGCAGUUUGUAAAAUCACCCUUGAACUGAACACUAAUCAGUAUUUCACUAUGCCUGUCUAAUUUCUUAGGUCAUAUCUGGUAAACAAUUUCAUUAUCAAAAUAGAGAAAUGUAAAAUAUAAAAGCAGUCAGAUUCAUUACACAAACUGCAUUAGUAUCUUGUAUCAAUAUAACUAAUUGGUCCCCCACCGGGGACUAUAUAGUCUCCUGGUCGUCCUGCCACACUUUAUCUUGACCUGGCUCCAUUUCCUACACUACGUGUCACUGAAACUUGGAUGAUUUUUGGCGUGGGUGUGUUGCCUGUCACUCUGACAUACAUUUUGACAUGUGACCUACAUCAAAAGAAAAAGUUUGUCCUGCUCUUUCUCCUACACUACUUGUCACUGGAACUUCAUACUUUGGGCAUGGGUUCACCUAGGUGAGGCAGUGUGUCGUGUACCAAAGUAGGUCAUUUUGACCUGUAUUUUUACAAUUUGCCUACAUCAAAGAAAAAUUGUUUGGGCUGGAUUUCCAGCACUAUUUGUCACUGGAACUUUAUACUAAGGGCAUGGGUUCACCGGUAUUGAUCUCCUGAUAUAUUAUCUUUUACUAAAAUUAGUGAUUUUCUUGAAUUCAUUCACAUUAACACCACAAAUGUAAUUUUUGAAUAUUGCAAGUCUGUCAAACAUUGUGGGUAGAAUUGGUUCCUACACAAAUCAUCAUCUUGACAUAUAAUUUCACAUUUGGUGGGGGACUGUAAUUUGUCCAAUUGUUUUGUUGUUUAUUUGCAGUCAAUUCAUUCAACAACUUUCUCUCUCUUAUCUGAUAUUGUAAAAUUGGAGACUGACCCUAAAAUAGCGGUAAAAUUAAAUUCUCAAAAAAUUCUUAAGGCAACAAAAUCUGUUGUGUUUUCCCAAUCCUUUGAUUAUCGCAACAAACUUUCUUCUGUCAUCAACUAAUUUUUCUAAUUUUAUUUCAGCGAUAAAGCAUUUCAUAUAUUUAUAAAUUUUCAGGAUUAAAUUUUGGAAAUGGUA
Pecten maximus is the source of this 6060-nucleotide messenger RNA. RefSeq names its product membralin-like. The transcript is spliced from 11 exons. The record is from RefSeq and is a predicted model, not a curated record. NCBI's taxonomy places the organism in Eukaryota, Metazoa, Mollusca, Bivalvia, Pectinida, Pectinidae. Gene Ontology annotation, biological process: response to endoplasmic reticulum stress; positive regulation of ERAD pathway. Gene Ontology annotation, cellular component: endoplasmic reticulum. The coding region runs from base 115 to 2349 and encodes 744 amino acids.